Eriocheir sinensis (Chinese mitten crab) is the source of this 2194-nucleotide messenger RNA. RefSeq names its product 23 kDa integral membrane protein-like. The record is from RefSeq and is a predicted model, not a curated record. Lineage: Eukaryota; Metazoa; Arthropoda; Malacostraca; Decapoda; Varunidae. The coding region runs from base 156 to 881 and encodes 241 amino acids. Gene Ontology annotation, cellular component: membrane. The transcript is spliced from 5 exons.
CGCCCUCCCUCACCGCCUCCUCUCCUUGCGGCGCACCAGUUAACCUUCAGCCGUCCAUGAGUGUGUGUGUGUGACUCCCUUCCCUAAGCUUUACUACCCCCUAAGGACACGCACAAGUUAGUUUGUAGAGCUAGACAGUCUCCGGACAAGCCACGAUGGGCUGUUUCACCAAGCUCGCACUCUUCAUCAUCAACUUUGCCAUCUUCGCCUUUGGAGUGGCAAUAGUUGCCUUGGCGUCCAUCAUAAUACACAAAGAUGACACAUACAGGGCAUUGCUCGGUGAUGGUGUUUUCACUCUCCCCAUCAUAGUUCUCAUUGGUGGCCUGAUCAUUGUCAUCAUUGGCUUCCUGGGAUGCUGUGGUGCUAUGAAGGAAAGCAAGUGCAUGCUGAAUACAUAUGCAUUCAUUGUGAUUGUCCUGCUCCUUGCUGAGUUGACCUGCGGCAUCCUGUUGCUGAUUUACCCUAACCAAGCUGAGGAAUUCCUCAAGGAAACCAUGGGUGAAGCCUAUAAAUCCUAUGGCGAAGAUCCUACUGCUACGAAGUCCAUUGAUAUCAUACAGAGUGAUCUCCAUUGUUGUGGUGUUGAAAACUACACUGACUGGCAGAGCUGGCCUUAUGGUCAAACUGGUAAUGUCAGCAGGGGAUGCUGUAAGGAAGAUGAUGGUUCAGGUACAUGCUUCAUGAACAAGAAUACAUUGCCUGAAAGUCAGGCUGCAAAAUCUAUCUACACUAAAGGUUGUUAUCAAGCCAUGAAGGAUGACCUGAAGGAGGAGGUUGUUGCCCUGUGUGUGGUACUCUUCAUCAUGGUGGUUAUUCAGGUCCUUGCUGUCACUUGUGCUUGUGGCAUUGCCAAGAGAUCAUCGAGCCAUCACUAUGCAUAGAGAUCAACUUAUACUGCAGUGUUAGCAUCAGUGGCCGCUAACACAGUUUUGUAGGAAUCCAAUCUCCAUUUUGCCAAGGGGAAAUAUUUCUAGAUUUAAAGAAGUACAUUUUUUUGUAACAUGAAUGGAUACAUUUUACAAAAUAUUUUUAUGCAUUUCUUUAAAUUUGUAGCUCUAGAUGGAUAGAUUUUAUUUCACCCAUUUGAUUUGUAGGUGGAUAGAUUUUAUUUCACCCAUUUGAUUUCUAAAGUUUUUUAUAACUGCAAAUACAUGAGCAUUUUUCUCAUUGAGUGUUGUUGCAAAUAGUUUGUAAUGCAGUGUACAGUUUCAUGGAUCUGUAACCAGGAUUUAUCACAGAAUACUUUGUCAAGGUGGUUUGUGACACUUCUAAUAGCACAAGGUAAGAUUCAUAUUGAUGAACCUUUAUACUUUUCAGCUGCUCAUUUAAUUCCUGACAUCUGUAGUACUGCUUAUUUCAAAUCUCAAAGUUGCAUUCCACAGAUCUUCUCUCAAUACCAUUAAGAUAAAUUAUUGCCGUUCACAAGACCAAUAAAUUUUUUAAGAAAUUCUCUUGUUUGCUUUCUUUAUCAAUCUUUAUUAAUGAAACUUAAUUAAUAACUGCCAUAUAUCAUUACAUUCUUUUAACUUCAGAACAAGUUGAACAGGAGUAAACCUCUAUAGGUAACUCCUUAUUUACUAUAGUCUUAAAUUGAACUUUUAAAUGAGUACAAAAACUAGUACUGGAUCCACUCUGUAUAGAUAUUCUACAUAUAUUUUAUAUUUGGAAGAAGUUCCUCUUGUUAGAAACCAAAGUAUUAUGCAUGUUUGGUAUAUAAAAAUACACAAGUUUGUGCUUUUAAUCACAACUGACCUAAGUUCUUUCACUAUUAUUUGUCUAAUUACUGUAAGAAUAAAGUUCAAACAAGUGCCUUGCACACACCUCGGUGAUCUGCCUGUGUAUGGCAAGGCACAUACUGGUGUCUUGGUAAGCAGUAGCACUAUUGUUCCUGGACAGGCUUCAUGGUGUCACUUGAUUUGCUUUGGGUUUGUUAACUGGUUGUUAACUUGUAAGCAUGAAUCAUUUUGUUCAGAAUUUGCUUCAGUUUACAGUUACAGACUUACAGUUGAUCAUUAGCUUUUUUUCAUAGAAUUGUCACUGUACCUACAAGUCUGCAUUUAUGCUUUGAUUUCUCAUUAUUUUUGUACAUGUUAUAUAUGUUUAUCUUGAAACAUUUAAUAUGAAAACCGAGAUUUAUAUUUCUGUAUCUGAUUUUUAUUGUUCAUACAUUUGACUAAUAAAUUAUUCAAAGUUU